UAGCGCCUCCCGCUCUCCUUCCUUGCUUGAACCCUUUCAUUUCUUCUCAAAAAACCAAAACCUUAUCUCUUCCAAAAUGUCUACAACUUCGGCUUCGUCUCUCGUUCUCCCAUCUCUCAGUCCCAAAACCCUAUCUCUUUACAACCCGAAACCUACUUCACUCUCCUUCUUCUCUUCCUCAUCUCUCAAGCUCCACGCCAAACCCAUUUCGAUUUCUUCUUCAUUUGUUCACUCCUUCCAACCAUCUCGUUUUGUUAGGCACGUUGCUAUUUCCUCAGAGUUUGACCAGGAAGAGGAGGUUCUGAGUGAAGGAGAUGAGUCCCGUUUCUCCCCUGACCUUAAACUCUUUGUGGGUAAUCUUCCUUUUAGCGUUGACAGUGCCCAGCUUGCUGGCUUGUUUGAAACCGCUGGAAAUGUUGAGGUGGUUGAGGUAAUAUAUGACAAGGUUACUGGGAGAAGUAGAGGAUUUGGAUUUGUGACCAUGUCGACAAUCGAGGAAGUUGAAGCAGCUGCUCAACAGUUCAAUGGCUAUGAACUUGAGGGCAGGUCCUUGAGGGUAAAUUUUGGACCUCCCCCUCCGAGAAGGGAAGAAUCCUUUUCUAGAGGGCCCCGAGGAGGAGGAGGAGGAGGAGGUGGUGGUGGUCCUUCUGAUGGUGUUAAUCGUCUUUAUGUCGGUAACCUUUCAUGGGGUGUUGAUGAUUUAGCUCUUGAGAAUUUGUUUAGCGAGCAAGGAAAGGUUGUGGAAGCCAGGGUGGUGUAUGACAGGGAGAGUGGUAGAUCUAGGGGUUUUGGCUUUGUAACUUACAGUUCCGCUGAAGAGGUCGGCAAUGCAAUUGAGUCCUUGGAUGGUGUUGAUUUGGGUGGUAGAGCAAUUCGAGUGUCUGUGGCAGAAUCUAGGCCAAGGCGUCAAUUUUGAGUUUCUUUCUAUUCCAGUGAAGGGUCAACUGAAGAAAAUAGUUUUGUGAUGUCCUGGUUGCCUUAGUGAAGUCUGCUAAUCUCUGUUCAGGGCCCUGGGAAAUUGGGAGCUGAAUGAUUUGCUUUUCAUCCAGGAUUUUGCCUGCACAAUUUGCAACUGAAAUACUGCAAUUGGAUCUGUUUGAAACCUGCCUCUAAAUGAACAGAAGCUAAAAAUGUCUGUUAGGAUUUGAUGUAUGUUUUGAAUACCAGGAUUCAGAUAAGAAUUGGAUAUGUAGCGCACUGUUUGACAUCAUUUGAUAGAGCUUGUGUAUGAAUUAUUUAAUUUGUUUGACUUCCCCAUACAUUUUCUGUCUGGGUUUCUUUGAGA
Pistacia vera is the source of this 1285-nucleotide messenger RNA. RefSeq names its product RNA-binding protein CP29B, chloroplastic-like. The record is from RefSeq and is a predicted model, not a curated record. Gene Ontology annotation, cellular component: cytosol. NCBI's taxonomy places the organism in Eukaryota, Viridiplantae, Streptophyta, Magnoliopsida, Sapindales, Anacardiaceae. Gene Ontology annotation, molecular function: mRNA binding. The coding region runs from base 77 to 916 and encodes 279 amino acids. The transcript is spliced from 5 exons.